AUGUCGGAUGCACCAAUAUCUCAACAACUUAUCGAAGGAACAAUCAUCGCUAAUCGCUUCAAGAUUUUGCAAAAACUCGGAGCCGGAGCAUGUGGAAGUGUAUUCAAGGUGGAAGAAGAGCAGGCUGGAAAAUCAGCUCUUGCUCCACCGAAACUACACUGCUCCACAAAAGUAUAGCCUCACCCUCAAAAUUUUCAAAAAAUCGAAAAAAUUAAAGUUUUCAGAAAAUGUUUGUUUUUGAAAAAUAUGGGCAAAUGGGACACUAAUUUAUCCCAGAAAUCAAAUUUUGAGUUGAUAAGCCACGAAAAGAAUUUUUUGAAUUUUUCAAAAAAUUGAAAAUUUCCAAUCCACAAAAGUAUAGCCUCACUUCAGAAAAUCGCUCUGGAAAUCGAUUUUUGGGUUAGAUAACUUCAGUUAUUGUUAAGAAAUGGUUAGAAUAACUCAUUUUAAGUUGAUUCCAACAAUUUCUGAUCCAUUUCAUUGAUUGUCAUUGACUUUAUCGGGUGUAGCGUGAUGACUUCCAACUCCAACCAAAUUUUUUUGUAAAAAAAAUUUUUUGUCAUUUUUUUUGGACCAAAGCUCAGGAAUUGGUCUGAAAAUGGUAAAACUUCACUUUUUCAUGAUAAAAACCAAAUUUUGUUCGAAAAUUCGGAGUUUAGACAAGAAAAAUAACAAUUUGUAGGUAAAGUACUCUCAUGAAAUUGGGGUUUUCAUUGGAUUUUCAGACUUUUCAGCAUAAAAAUGUUCUGGAACCGUGAGAAAAGCAAGAACCAAGUUUUUCAAAGCCUUUUGAAACUUCUUCUGACAAAAAAAACAACCUGUUGGUGGAUUAAAGCCUUGAGAGGUUUAGAAGUUUAUUUUGAAAAAUUUGGAAUUUAACAAAAUUUGGUUUUCAUUAUGGAAAUCGUUAAUACUGGAUCAAUAUCAAUCUUAGCGAUCUCUUUCAACGCUUUUAAGUGGAUAAAAAGUGAAAAAUGAAUUGAAGAACCGUUUUAAACCUUUUCAAACAAAAAGUUCUGAGAUUCAUGAAAGUUGGAGAAUUUACAACUUGAUUAGAUUCCUAAAGCAGUAAUAUCGUAAUUGAACAUUGUUUAAAUUAAUGAACACUUGAAAUAAUCUUACUCUCUGAGCAGUAUUCUCACGGUUCCAGAACAUUUUUAUGCUGAAAAGUCUGAAAAUCCAAUGAAAACCCCAAUUUCAUGAGAGUACUUUACCUACAAAUUGUUAUUUUUCUUGUCUAAACUCCGAAUUUUCGAACAAAAUUUGGUUUUUAUCAUGAAAAAGUGAAGUUUUACCAUUUUCAGACCAAUUCCUGAGCUUUGGUCCAAAAAAAAAUGACAAAAAAUUUUUUUUACAAAAAAAUUUGGUUGGAGUUGGAAGUCAUCACGCUACACCCGAUAAAGUCAAUGACAAUCAAUGAAAUGGAUCAGAAAUUGUUGGAAUCAACUUAAAAUGAGUUAUUCUAACCAUUUCUUAACAAUAACUGAAGUUAUCUAACCCAAAAAUCGAUUUCCAGAGCGAUUUUCUGAAGUGAGGCUAUACUUUUGUGGAUUGGAAAUUUUCAAUUUUUUGAAAAAUUCAAAAAAUUCUUUUCGUGGCUUAUCAACUCAAAAUUUGAUUUCUGGGAUAAAUUAGUGUCCCAUUUGCCCAUAUUUUUCAAAAACAAACAUUUUCUGAAAACUUUAAUUUUUUCGAUUUUUUGAAAAUUUUGAGGGUGAGGCUAUACUUUUGUGGAGCAGUGUAUACGCAUUGAAAGUUGAAUACAAUGAUCCAACAGGACAAAAUGAGAGUAUUCUGAAGAUGGAAGUGCAGAUUUUGGAGAAAUUGAGCAAGAAGAAACGAGUUCUCAAAUUGAUAUACAGUGCCAAAAGACCAGAAUUCAGCUAUAUGGUUAUGACACUUCUUGGUGAAAGUUUGGGUGGUUUGGUGGAGAAGUUUGGGCCAAUUUUUAAUGUUUCAACUCAACUUCGAAUUGGAAUUAUGUUGCUUCAUGGGGUGAAGCAGAUACAUGAUGUGAGUUUUUCCGCGCAGAAAACUGACCUUUUUUAGGUCGCCAAAAAACAUUUUGACUACGGUUUUAAAGGCGCUCAAGAAAGAAAUGUUUGUGCGCUUCAAGACCCAUCAAUUUUCCUUGUGCGUCUUGAUUGCGUAUACGGUUUAUUGAUUUUUUUCGAGUUUUCCGAAAGUUUCCGCGCGGCUCCAUAAUCUUCCGCUUCUACAACUAAGCUAAUCAAUUAAUUAAUUAAGAUUGGAUAUAUUCACCGGGACUUGAAACCAGCAAAUGUGGCACUUGGAUAUGUGAGUUUAUUUAAUAAAAAAAAACAAGAUUUUCGAGCCAAAAAUCAAUUUUUCAGCCAGGAUCGGAAGAUGAACGUAUGAUGCUGAUCUUGGAUUUUGGUUUGGCUCGAGAAUUCAUCACAAAAAUGGAUGGCGGAAAAGUGGGAUUCCGUCGGCCAAGAGAUCGUGCAUAUUUUCGAGGAACUUCGAGAUAUUGCUCAAUCGCAAUGCAUGAAAGAACCGAACAAGGUCGAGUUGAUGAUCUAUGGGGUUUGUGCUAUAUUCUAGCUGAACUUCGCGCAAAACUUCCAUGGUCCGAAAUUUAUGAGAAGGAUGAUAUUGCGAUGGUUAAGAAGGAGGCUUUGGAUGAAAAGGUUUUCUCAAAUUCGCCUGUUCAAUUGCUUGAUUUUGUCAAGGAGGUUCGACGUCUCAAUUAUUAUGAUCAUCCGAAUUAUGAGAAGCUUUUCAAGAUUUUGAGUGAUUCGAUGAAAGAGGCUGGCUAUCGAUGGAAAGAUCCGUAUCAUUGGGAGAUUUCGAAGAAUAAGAAGCGGAGCGAUCCAAAAACGAAAUCGAAGAAUAAAUUCGUAUCGAUGUCCGAGAAAUUGAUCAGAAGUCGGAAAUCGAAAAGUGCGGCGCCAAAGAAACCCAAGGAAUCGUCGUCGGAAAAAGCUGGCAAGACUAAAGGUGAGCAUUAAGAAAAUUUAGAAAGUAAUCGGAAAAUUAAAAAAAAAUAAUUUUCAGCAUUGUCAGUCAAAAAUGCUCCAACUCCUGAUCCAUUGGCUGAUGUUCCAUUCUUCACCAACGAGGAUUUUUCCAGCAAUCCGAUCGGAUUUUGA
Messenger RNA from Caenorhabditis angaria, 3113 nucleotides. The record is from the annotation of a GenBank genome assembly. Lineage: Eukaryota; Metazoa; Nematoda; Chromadorea; Rhabditida; Rhabditidae.